Molecule: messenger RNA, 3516 nt
Organism: Erythranthe guttata (spotted monkey flower)
Lineage: Eukaryota; Viridiplantae; Streptophyta; Magnoliopsida; Lamiales; Phrymaceae
Product: putative disease resistance protein RGA3
Molecular function (GO): ADP binding
Source: RefSeq, a predicted model, not a curated record
AUGGCGGCAGAAGCUGUGCUAGGAGCUGCCGUAAAAGUUCUACUUCAAAAUUUGAUCUCAGUUUCAGGGGAGCAAAUCAGCCUCGUUCGAUAUUUCAAGAAAGACUUGAAAAAGCUAAGAGAUUCCGUCUCCACGAUCCAGAGUUUCUUGAACGACGCGGAUAAGAAGCAAGUCAACGACGAAGCUGUCAAACAAUGGUUGAAGAAGCUCGAAAGUGUUGCUUACGAUGCGGAUAAUGUCUUGGAUGAGCUCCACUAUCAACAUAAGAAAAUCCGGGCUCAACGCAAAAUGAAGAAAAAGGUACGGGACUUCUUCCCAUACCCCAUUCGCCAUCCCGAAAUUGCACGUAAAAUCAAGAAAAUUAAUAAAUACUUGAAAGAGAUCAACGACGAAGCCAACAACUAUGGCCUUCAAAAGGCAGUGGUGGGUGCAUAUGCACCUGUUGAUGGACCAUUAGGCCCAUCUGCAGGCGUAGAAACUAAUUCUUUCGGUAAUGAUUCGAUUUUUCUUGGAAGAGAAAAUGACGUGUCUGAAAUUGUGAAGAAAGUGACUACUAUUCCAAAUGAUCAAGUAUUCUCUAUUCUUCCAAUUGUCGGGAUGUGCGGAGUGGGCAAGUCAACGGUAGCUAGAGAAGUGUUUGAUCAUGAAACGAUAAAGAGUUAUUUUACUAAGCGUUUUUGGGUGAAUGUUUCUGAAAAUUUUGAUGACGUGAUUCUUUUAAACAAGAUUCUAACAUCCUUAAAGGGAAAACACGUCGAACUUGGAAAUAAAGAAGCUCUUCUUGAAAAGCUUCAAAAAUAUUUGAAAACUAAAAGAUUUUUACUUGUUCUCGAUGAUGUUCGGAAUGGUAGUCAGGAAAAAUGGGAUGAUUUUAUUAAUUCAUUGAGAAUAAUUAGUUAUGGGACAGGAAAUGGCAUUAUUGUUACUACGCGACUUGAAAAUGUUGCUUCCUUGGUCAAAACACUUCCUAUUCACAGACUAAAUAACUUGUCAGACGAUGAGUGUUGGUCCAUAAUCAAAGCAAAAGCUGUUGGACAAGGUAAUAUUCCAUCAGAAUGUAAGCAUGUUGGAUUAUCUAUUGCAAAACGAUGUCAAGGUUUGCCGUUGGUAGCCAAAAUGGUUGGAGGUUUGUUGCAUGAUAAGUCGGUUGACGAGUGGCAGUCUAUUGGAAAGGAUUGGCUCUCGGAAUUAGGAGAUGAAAAUUCAAUUUCCAAGAUUUUAAAAUUGAGUUUUGAUCAUUUGUCGUCACCAUCACUAAAGAGUUGCUUUGCAUACUGUUCGAUAUAUCCUAAAGGAUUUCACUUGAAUCGGGAACGCUUGGUGGAGAUGUGGAUGGCAGAGGGAUUUCUUGGAGGAAAUGAUGAUAUGGAGAUUUUGGGCAACAAAUUUUUCAAUCAACUUUUAGAGAACUCCUUGUUGUUACAAGUUAUGAGGAAAAACGACUAUUAUUACAUGCACGAUCUUGUGCAUGAUCUUGCAUCCUCUAUUUUAAAUUCAAGCGACCAAGUUCGGUACAUAGGCUUCCAAUCAAUUAAUGGUGACUCGCGUGACAUCUUAAAAGAAAACGCAAGUUAUCUACGUUCGUUACUGCUCAAUGAUAAAAUGUGCGCUCUCAUGUUCUCCGAGUUCAAAUCCCUGCAUGUUUUAAUUCUGAUACACAAUUUUCGUGAAGAGUUGCCAAGUUCGAUCGGAGAGCUAAUACAUUUAAGAUGUCUCGACAUUUCAGGCACCGUAAUUAAAUGUUUGCCGAACUCUAUCGGUGAACUCUAUCACUUGCAGACGUUAAGAGCACCUAAGGUUUUGAAGAAGCUUCCAGACGUAGUGAAACACUUGAUUAGCUUAAGACAUCUCCACAUUCCUCAAAUUGAAUUACCUCCAGAGAUGGGAAGAUUAACUUCUCUUCGAACACUACCGUACUUUGGAGUGAGCAAUGAAAAGGGUUAUGGAAUUGGUGAGCUCGGAAGCUUGAGUCUCCAAGGGCAACUGAAGAUUUAUAAUCUUGAAAAGGUGCACGACAAAGACGUGGCUAAGAGUGCAGAUCUAUUACGAAAGCCAAACAUAUUGAAGUUAACGCUUGAGUGGAGCUCCGUAGUAACGCUUGAGUGGAGUCCCGGGAAUAGAGACAACGAGGGUGUGUUGGAAGGUCUCGAACCCCACCCAAAUUUAAGGAGCUUAUACGUUUGUGGAUUCAGAGGAAGAUUUCUACCAUCAUGGUGUUCAAUGCUUAAUAAUUUAACGGAGAUAGGUCUUGAAGAUUGCAAAGACUGCGAACAAGUUCCAACGCUAGGGCACUUGCCACAUCUCAAGAAUCUUUAUCUGAUUAACCUGAGGAAAGUGAAAUCCAUAGGUUCGUCUUUUUACGGAAUUGAAAAUUGUAGCACGUCCGGUAAUACAAUUACUGUAUUUCCGGCGCUUGAAAGGCUCGAGUUGGUAGAAAUGUGGAGGCUGACAGAGUGGUUAGAAGCAGAGUUGAUGCCAAAUCCAACAGAGAAUCGACGACAAUCUGAUCAAGUGGUACUCGUGGUAUUUCCUUGCCUUGAACAUUUGAUGGUGAAAGAUUGCGGGCAACUGAAGAGUGCUCCUAGUCAUUUUCCAUGCCUGAAAGAAUUGGUGAUUUAUAAAAUGCAUAGAGGAUUACCUUUGUGGAAUAUAUGCGGGAUCAAAUUAUUCUCGCUUACAAUACUCCGAAUUGAUUUAAUUAAUGGCUUGGUGUGUCUCCCAGGUUGGUUAUUCCGUAAUAAUAAAAAUCUCUCGGAGUUGUGGGUAUCGUGUUGUCCAAAACUGAGAGAAUUACCGGGUGAUCUACACAACCUCACUGCUCUCGAGAUAUUGAGUAUAGACGAUUGUCCAAACCUGAAGACAAUAGCAUAUCGACACGAGUCAGACAACGAGAAAUUGUUGGGAUUGAGUUGCCUUCGUCAAUUGAGCAUUACUAACUGCGGAGGGCUAACCCAUUUAGCAAGUGAAAUGAUAGAGUCGUGUGCACCGUCCAUCGAGAAGGUCGAAUUGCGUUAUCUGAGCAAUUUAAGGGUUCAUAUGGGAAUGCUGAUCGGUAGUUUGCAGAAAAUGUCUCGUCUGUCGGUGUUGACAAUUUGUGGUGUUAAGAUGAUAAGCGCUGAUGUUACGGUAAACGUCACGGCCAAAUAUCUUCGUAUAUUACAAUUGGAGGGGGUGGGGCAUAGUGGGGAACUACCGGAUCAGAUUCAACAUCUCACUGCCGUUUCUUCGCUGUACUUGAGUUAUUUUGGGGAGAUGGAAGAAUUGCCCGAAUGGAUUGGGAACAACAACAACUUGUCCUCGUCUCUGCGGAUAUUAUCGCUAUGCCACUGCAACAAGUUGCGUCGUCUGCCGUCUAAGGAAGCCAUGCUACGUCUCACCAAAUUAACCAAGUUAUGCAUCUCCCGAUGUCCGAUGUUAAACGUCAAAUCUGAGUGGCCCAAGAUUUCGCAUCUCCCUUACGUCGAAGUGGAACGACGGCAAAUUCCAACUAAUAAGGCAUAUAUACAACACAGAUAA